Molecule: messenger RNA, 423 nt
Organism: Protopolystoma xenopodis
Lineage: Eukaryota; Metazoa; Platyhelminthes; Monogenea; Polystomatidea; Polystomatidae
Source: the annotation of a GenBank genome assembly
AUGUACUGUUUGGAGGCCAACUCAGGCACCGCGACGAAAGUUUGGGCUUAUCGUGUUUCGCCAGUCGCAGCAGCAACUGAGGACCGUACGGUACUGUCCUCUCCCUCGACCUCGGCUGGUCUGGUCCGCGGAUGCUUCGGGGGACGGGCCAAUGACUCGUACUGUGUUGCUUUGGCGAAUGGAGGCAAUCCCUAUUCGUCUGGCUCGAGAAGGCAGAAGCGCUUGUGUAAUUUGCUGCCAGCCCAGUCUCAUCAACUGACCACUUUGCGCCAAACCUCCGUCACCACGUCAUGCCCUCAUUUAUCUGGACCGCGUCCCACACACUCAUCCGCCCUACGCGCCCCUUUCAUGUGCAAUGCUGAAUGUCUUUUGGCCCUCUUCUUGAGCCUCUACACCCAAGCGCAUAGGUACAUUGAUCUGUAG